Funneliformis mosseae is the source of this 1464-nucleotide messenger RNA. Lineage: Eukaryota; Fungi; Glomeromycota; Glomeromycetes; Glomerales; Glomeraceae. The record is from the annotation of a GenBank genome assembly.
AUGAGCAACAUAUAUAUUCAAGAACCACAUACGAGUGGAAAGAUCAUUCUCCAUACCACAUCGGGUGAUAUUUCUAUAGAACUUUUUUCGAAAGAAGCACCCAAAGCCUGCCGAAACUUUGUGCAGCUUUCAUUAGAGAGUUAUUUUGAUAAUACGAUUUUUCAUAGAAUUGUUCCCGGUUUCAUCAUACAAGGCGGUGAUCCAACCGGAAGCGGACAUGGCGGGGAAUCAAUAUAUGGGGGUCCAUUUGUCGAUGAGUUUCAUACAAGGUUACGUUUCGUACGGCGUGGCCUUGUCGCUAUGGCCAACGCUGGAAGAAAUGAUAAUCGUAGUCAGUUCUUUAUUACAUUGGAUAGAACCGAUGAAUUACAAAAUAAGCAUACGAUUUUUGGGAAAGUGGUUGGCGAUACUAUAUUUAAUGUAUUGAAAAUUGGAGAACUUGAAAUUGACGAAAAUGAGCGGCCACUCUAUCCACCUAAAAUCAUCUCUACCGAGGUGGUUUGGAAUCCUUUUGAUGAUAUCAUUCCCCGAAUUACGGCUGCAGAAAAACUUGCACAGGUGGAGACUUCUGCUACCGCGAUGCUCCCAAAAGAACCCAAGAAAAAUAAGCUCAAAAAGAACGUCGCGUUAUUAUCAUUUGGAGAUGAAGCAGGUGAAUUUGAAAAUGACCAGAAUUUAAAAAUAAAGAGUAGUCACGAUUUAGUGGAAGAUGAUCCGAGAUUGAGUAAAGAAGUUUCUGUCAAAGAAGAAGCUUUACGACAAGAAAUCGAACAAGUUAAGCAAGAUAUUAGAAAAUUAAAUCGACCACGUGAAUCAGAAGAGAAUGAACGUGCCAAAAAGAAAGCGAGAAAAUCUUUUAUACAACUUGAGAGACAAAGGUAUUUAACAUCCGGUAAAGCGGUCGCCGCUAAAAGGAAGAAAGGGAAGGAAGUUGAUACAUUGGAAAAAUUAAAAGCUUUUCGAGCAAAAAUUGAGGUUGCUGUUCCUUCGGAGACUGAGACGCCAGUAAAAACCGAUGAAGAUGCAGUACUUUGUAUUCUUCAUUCAGUACCUAAUUGUUUAUCUUGCCGAGAUACGUUCGGGGAACCUCAGCAAGAUGAAACGGAUGAAGGAUGGUUAGCACAUCGCCUUGUAUUUGAAAAAGACCAUAAAGGCAAAGAUUUAAUGCAAAGAAGAGAUGAUCCGAAUGAUUUCAUAGUUAUCGAUCCAUUGGCUCGCAAAAAACAAGCAGUAGAAGAAGAAAGGGAAAAAAAUGCACAAAAAGGUGGAAUAAGUGAAGUAUUCAUAAAAGAUAGACGUAGAGAACGGGAAAGACAUUCCGACCAUCAUAAAGACAGUCAUCAUAAUUCAAAUAGAGAUCAAGAUAGAAGUCGAUAUAGAUCUAAGGAUUCUAAGGAUUAUGAUAGGGAAAAAUAUUUAGAUAGGGAAAGAGAUCGAGACCGUAGAGAUAGACGGCGUUAUUGA